Xylaria bambusicola is the source of this 1749-nucleotide messenger RNA. RefSeq lists its product as uncharacterized. The coding region runs from base 1 to 1749 and encodes 582 amino acids. Gene Ontology annotation, molecular function: metal ion binding; ATP binding. The record is from RefSeq and is a predicted model, not a curated record. The transcript is spliced from 5 exons. NCBI's taxonomy places the organism in Eukaryota, Fungi, Ascomycota, Sordariomycetes, Xylariales, Xylariaceae.
AUGCAAAUGCUCGCCGUUGCCCUCUAUGACCAAUAUGAAUUGGGCGAGGCAAUUGCCGUGUUUCGCGAAACACUUAGACUAGAGGAAAAGGUUGUUGUGGUUUACGUAGCACUGGUGGCAGAACGGCAAACCGUCGCAACGGAAAGCCGCGAUCUGUUCACGCUCGAAGCAGGAAAGGUGGAGGUGCCCAGUCGUCCGGAGCUGUUAACUGCGUUCUUCCAUCUAAACCUCUCUCCCUCACAUCAACUCCUACGUGGGGAGGCUUUGUUGAACUUCCUCGAUACUUGCGUCGGCGUGGCCGUGGUGAGCGACCAAACACUGGUACCACAACAUAUUGCGACAGAACUACUCGAGGACCAUGUCCUCAACCGGCUUGACUGGCCCUGGCUUGUCCCAACGCCACUUGACUCCAAACGCAUCGUCGUUAUCGGAGAGAAGCGUGACCCCGCAGGUUGCGAGCGAUUCUACAAGACAGCCAAAGAGUGCGGCGUGUCUGUGGUCGUCAUGGAUCGUCCCGGCCACUGGAUGCAGGACUCCGCCGGACCUGGACAGAAUUACAGGGAGCAUUUCAUCCCUUUUCCUGGCUUCGCAUCUGAUGAUGUGGCAGAGCGCAUAGUGACAGCAAUUCGUUCCUUACCAUACAUGAUCAACAACAUUGUGACUACUAUGGACCCGUUGCUCCAAGGUGUGGCCAAGGCGGCCGAGAUGCUUCGUCUUCCCACCUGCCCUUCCGAAGCCUAUCGUCGCGCGACUAAUAGGUACGAGACCAGACUCAUGCAGACAUCAGACACAAUGCUACUUGUUUCUGGCACAGAGGAUUUGAGGCCGCAGCUUGAUAGCCGUCAACUACCGCUGUCUUUCCCACUCAUUGUCAGACCUACGCGCAACCAUGGCUCUUAUGGCGUUUCCAAAGUCCAAAAUGAGACAGACUUGUACGCGGCAGUGCAACAUGCCAUUACCUUUGUCGAGACUCAGCACACAACGUUUGGCGCGCAAACAGCUGAGACAAAUAACGGCGAGUCGCUCUUUUCAGAGGUCGUUGACAACUUCCCAUGCAUGGGCGAUGAUGCUUCCAGUUUCAGCAAAACUGAACAAUUCGUGGAAACGGGUUUAGCCUGGCCAUCGGCUUUGCCCUAUGAAGAAAUAGAACUGCUCCGCAGCGAGAUGCUCGACAUUGUCAAGAGGAUUGGCUUUGAGACCGGUGUUAUCCACGCACGAUCGUCUGAACGCCCAAAGUCUUUUCUCCUAGAAAUUAACCCUCGACCCCCCGGGCAAUCCGAUUCACUUGGCUCAGCAUAUGUCAACAGCGUAGAUUAUUAUGCGCUAUACAUCAUGCAGGCCAUUGGCGACGAAACGCGAUUUCGUAGUCUAGCGUGCCCCUUUUCAAACGGCCCGCAGUGCCACCUAGCGACCUCGCCUAUACCCAUCCGCAUGAGCGGGAGAUUGGCAUCUGAUAUCAAUAUAGAGUCCACAUCUCGCGAUUACCCAGAGAUUCCCUCUAACAUGCUGAUGUUGCACCCAUUCUAUCAAAAGGGAGAGAUGGUCCCAGACCGAGAUGAGCUCAGGCUUCCAUGGCUCGGAUUUUGCGUAGUUGCCUCUAGGAGAGGCCGAAGAGACUUGAUGGAGAAAGUCAUGAUUGUGCGCGAUGAACUGCAAUUCGAGGUGACGCCAGUGUCCGCUUUUCGAGAACAUAAACUGAGUUUACCAUCGUUCGUUGAGUCGCAAUAUGGUGAAACAGGCAGGUGUUGA